GACUUUGGGCUACAAACGUAUUAUAAUUUCUGGCCACCUCGUGGUUUCCAUAGGAACCAGGCCGAGGCCCCGCCAUGAGCCUGAGCCGCGGUCUCCGCCGCCUUGUCAGCCUCCGGCCUGCCUUGGGGCUCGGCGGCGGCGGCUUCAGGAGGCAGGGGCCCGGGCUCCUCUCCGCCUCCUGCUGCUCAUGCCCCGCGGUUCGAGGCUUCACUCCCGGCCGGACCCUGCGGGCCGCGGCGCCGCUGGCAGAGACGCCCCCAACCCACUACCAGCUGUCCUACACCUGCAAGGUUUGCAAUACAAGAUCUACAAAAAACAUCUCAAAAUUGGCUUAUCACAACGGAGUAGUUAUUGUAAAAUGUCCAGGAUGUGACAAUCACCACAUCAUAGCAGAUAAUUUACGAUGGUUUGCAGACCUUGAGGGGAAAAAGAACAUUGAAGAAAUAUUGGCAGCAAAAGGCGAGCUGGUUAGACGAGUUAACCGGGUGGUCGGGGAAAAUUCCUUAGAAAUUAUUGGUGAAGAAAUUGUGGGCAGCCAACCCACAGAUUUACCCGAGGAUAAACCCAAACAACUCACAGACUCAGAGGAGCAAGUAAAAAGCUAGCACUGCUGUACCGUGGAAUCUUCCGACAAACGUAUUAUUCAUUUGUACCGAAUAAACGAUUUAAGGGAUGA
Callorhinchus milii (elephant shark) is the source of this 676-nucleotide messenger RNA. RefSeq names its product DNL-type zinc finger (gene dnlz). Gene Ontology annotation, cellular component: mitochondrion. The coding region runs from base 75 to 605 and encodes 176 amino acids. The record is from RefSeq and is a predicted model, not a curated record. NCBI's taxonomy places the organism in Eukaryota, Metazoa, Chordata, Chondrichthyes, Chimaeriformes, Callorhinchidae. Gene Ontology annotation, molecular function: protein-folding chaperone binding; zinc ion binding. The transcript has 3 exons. Gene Ontology annotation, biological process: protein folding; protein stabilization; protein import into mitochondrial matrix.